Messenger RNA from Adineta ricciae, 1317 nucleotides. Lineage: Eukaryota; Metazoa; Rotifera; Eurotatoria; Adinetida; Adinetidae. The record is from the annotation of a GenBank genome assembly.
AUGGCAGGUGCACAAACUUUUCAAAAUCAUCUCCGAUCAAUAGUAAACAAACCAAUAUGGAAAAACAUUCGGUUCUACUGUUGUUAUUCCCGAAAAGAUGCGCGAAUCUUUUGGUAUUGUUAUGCAUUUGUGUUAAUCAUUCUAUUUAUUAUCUUCAUGAUUGCAUUCUUACGAAAACCAUCUGUAGCUAUCAACUAUUUACGAUGGUACAACGAUAGUUGUUCAACUGAUUUCAUCACAACAUCUCCCAUCAUCGAAUGCGAUCGAACAUUACGACUGUAUUGUAGUACAGUCACAAAUCAGUGUGCAUGUUUAAACAAUAUGUUUUGGAAUGGUUCAUUCUGCGAUUGUACAAUAGGUAUGUAUUACACAGACAAUCAUUGCCAAGAGCGACUCGUUUUUGGUCAAAUGUGUAAUUCACAAAGUGAUUCUUGUAUGGAAUACUUAACUUGUUCAAAAAAUACACAUCAAUGCGAUUGCCCAUUCGAUAGUUAUUACAAUCAAACUACAUGUAAUCCAAAGCUACCCUACAACGCUCUACAACCUUGUACCUUAGCAAGUCAAUGUGUUAGCGGACUUGUUUGCAGAUCAAAUGUAUGCACUUGUCUGUCAGGACAGUCUUGGAAUGGAAAUAUGUGCACCAAUUCUUCUACACAUGGUCAAUACUGCAUUACUAAUUCGGAUUGUGAUAGUUCAGCAUUGUUAAUGUGUAAUACAACUAAUUCGAAAUGCGUUUGCAAUCCAAAUUCGUUUUGGAAUGGGCAAAUAUGUCAUUCACGUCUAAAUAAUGGUUCCUUCUGUAACAAUACUCAACAGUGUUACUCCAAUUUGAUCUGUAUUAAUAACUAUUGCCAUUGUCCAUUGGUUAAUACUCAAUAUUGGUCAAGUCAAACCUCAACUUGUGAAUUAUGCUUUGGAGAAAAUCUCUUUCUCUACGAUGGAAUCUGUUACUAUAUUCCAUUACCAACAAAUGCAACCUUUGGCACGUAUACAGUACUUUCAUCUAUCUACAACUUACCAACAAUCGAAUACGACUAUCAGAUGACGUAUCUGCUUAUUCAAAAUGCACGUGUUUUCAAUUGGACAUCGAUCUUUUUUGCUACGUCGAAUCCAAUCGUCAAUUAUUUUCAAUGGUCAUCUGAGAAUAGUCUGAUCAAACCAAAUUACCUUUGUAAUGGAACUGUAACGUCAAACUACGUUGGUUAUACACUUUCGUUGAAACUCGAAACAUACGCAUCGUGUCUUCGUGCCCUCCCAAGUUCAACUACUGGGCAAUUAGUUUAUCAGUUAAAUCGUUAUGUCUAUCAUGUUCGAUAA